AUGAGUGAACCAGAUCCUCGAGCGAUUGAAGCUCACCAAAGACCCGGAUUUAUUAGGCGGAAGCGAAAACAAGUCGGCAGAGCCUGCGACGGCUGUCGACUCCAACGGAUAAAAUGCGACAACAGCGUUCCAUGUCUCAACUGUCGCACGCGUGGUCGCGAGUGCAGUAACAAUAAUACGCCUUCUGUGACGACUCUCCCUCAAGCCCAAGAUGAGAUCGAUAAGUUGAAGCGUCGGGUGAAAGAGCUGGAGGUCCAACUUUUGCAGGCGCGAAAUAGUGAGACGCCGUCUUCACAACAACAAGAACCGACACCGCCUGGCGGAUCGCCACCUCUCCCGAGAUCUACUACCCAGGAAAACACGAAGACGAAAUUUUGGGAUGGCGUUUACCUUCGCCCGGCACGAUCGCCGCACAGCGCUUGGUUCGGACCUUCGUCACUUUACUUCUUCAUCCACCGUCUCAGCACAUUUCUCAGCGCUCAAGCCGACCACAUGCUCAUUCACCUCGCCAGCAACUUGGAACAGUUGGAACAGCCGACCCUAACGCAAGACUCUUCGCGACUGUUGGCACCUCUCACGCGAGUCAACGAAGAGGGAUUUUAUCUCACUCCAGUUCAAGAAGGGUACUUCAUCAACCUGUAUUGGGAAACAUACCAUACAUGUAUCUAUGCUGUGGUCGAUGAGGCAAGUUUCAAGGCGCAUUAUCAAUCACUCUACGUUGAUGUACCAGCCGGAUCACCAAGAAAACCAUCCGCACUGGUAGACAUCAUACUCGCCAUGUGCAUGCAGUAUCACACGUCGGCGCUUCCAUGCGGCCAGCAAGGCAACAUCCUCGAAGACAACGAUGCAACCAUGGCCGGCCGAUGGUACUAUCGGAGAGCGCAGACACUCUUGGCUUGCGAGGUCGAGAGCCCUUCUAUCUCAACUCUCCAAUGUCAUUUGCUCUGCGCAUUGUACGUCUGUGGAGGAUCCUUUCACAACAUGGCAGACACAACCAAUUCCCUUGCAAUUCGGACAGCAUACAUGCUAGGUCUGCACCUGGAUCCACCGCCCACGAUGCCACGACGCGAGCGCGAAUUCCGACGACGACUAUGGUGGUCUGUUUUCGAGGCUGAUUCCAAGGUCGGUAUGAAAGUCGGCCGCCCGUUCCUUAUUCGCGACUCUUACGUCAUGCCCGAUCUGCCUAGUGAUACUCUUGAAGUAGCGAUUGAGUCAGGUUCGGCAUUUCCCCCCAUCGGCGAUAAUGCUACAUGGCUCAGUCUCAACCUGCAGCGCACGAAGUUAUACCAAACCGCGAGAGCUCUGAAUCAAGCCUUUUAUGGUCAUGAGCUAAGGGUCGCGGAAGGACAUUCCGUCUAUGAUGAUCCAAACACAAUGGAAGAUCUUGCAAAUGCCUGGGGCCCGCGAACAGCAGCUCUCGCGGAAUGGACAAAGCAGAUCCCUCGAGCGCUAAAGACAAGCCGAAAACAUGGCAGCCCAUACUCCCUUGACGACUCCACUCUCGGUAUCGAGCAGUUUGCACCACAGUGGCUUCAGCGACAGCGCUUACACUUGGAGCUCGAGUACCAUCACCUAUGCAUCGGACUCCAUCGUCCGUUUCUCUCGUUCGCUCCCCAACAGGGAAGUUCGGCAACGGGAAUGGCAUUCAAGUGCGCCCAACAUGCGAUCCAGCUCACAAACAUCAACCAUCAAGUCUUAUCCAAGACUUCAAUCCUCAACGGCUGGCAUGAAGCCUUCCAAUGGCAAUGGAGCGCGGCGAUGACCUUGGUCGGAUUUGCUGUCGCGUAUCUGAAUCACCCACUCGCGCCAGCUGUACGCUCAGCAAUAAAAGUGGCUGUCUCGGUUCUCGACAUCUUCGCUCGUAGCUUUGAUGCUGCUUCCAAGGCCGCAGUCAUUGUGCGAACAUUACAUACAAACAUUGAAUCCGUCAUGGCGCAACUCGAGAUGCAAUCGGGCCCGACGGCUGUGGCAGCCAUGGAUAAUCCCCUCUUGUAUAAUCUACCUGUCCAAGGAGGAAUGGCGAACACAGUCGCCAACCAGUUUGAUGCAAUUGGCGGAGAUUUCGAUCUCUUGGACAUGGCGAUGAACGUGGACUUUUGGGCUGACCUCGAUAUGCUUCUACCAGGGAUUUCAGGAACGACAACUGAUGCAGCUGUGGCUUAG
Fusarium redolens is the source of this 2163-nucleotide messenger RNA. Its product is annotated as fungal-specific transcription factor domain-containing protein. Gene Ontology annotation, cellular component: nucleus. Gene Ontology annotation, molecular function: zinc ion binding; RNA polymerase II cis-regulatory region sequence-specific DNA binding; DNA-binding transcription factor activity, RNA polymerase II-specific. Bases 1 to 2163 code for a protein of 720 amino acids. The transcript has a single exon. Gene Ontology annotation, biological process: positive regulation of transcription from RNA polymerase II promoter by galactose; DNA-templated transcription. NCBI's taxonomy places the organism in Eukaryota, Fungi, Ascomycota, Sordariomycetes, Hypocreales, Nectriaceae. The record is from RefSeq and is a predicted model, not a curated record.